Molecule: messenger RNA, 5164 nt
Organism: Salvelinus sp. IW2-2015
Lineage: Eukaryota; Metazoa; Chordata; Actinopteri; Salmoniformes; Salmonidae
Source: RefSeq, a predicted model, not a curated record
AUUUUUCUUCCGACAAAGAGUACGCAGGCUCUCUCAAGUCAUAUUAUAGGUCUGUCUACCCUAUCCUCGCCCACCUUACUGGAGCACAACACCAUAAAGAUAAUGUAUGCAUCACUCAAAUUCGGAAACAUCUGUAACCAUACCUAUUCCUUCUGAAUAACAAAGAGGGAGACAUCGCGUUUAUUUUCUAGACCUAGUUCCGAUAUUUUUGUGUGUUUUGUUGAAAAUGAACUGUGGGAUUUCCGCAAUAUGUGCCAAGCUUCUGCUGCAACAUGUCAAAGGCAAAGCGAUGAAUGCGUGGCUGUUGCUAGCUCUUCUCGGAGUCUGUGUGGCGUCAUUUGGGCCCAGUACAAAGGAGGAUGAGGACUAUGAAGACGUCCCCAUAAAUAAGACCUGGGUUUUAUCGCCUAAGGUCUAUGAGAGCGAUGUCACCUUGAUCUUAAAUAGAUUGCUGCAGGGCUAUGACAACAAACUCCGACCUGACAUUGGAGUAAGGCCCACAGUGAUUGAGACAGCGGUGUAUGUCAACAGCAUCGGACCAGUCGAUCCUAUUAACAUGGAGUACACCAUAGACAUCUUCUUUGCCCAGACGUGGUAUGACAGUCGCCUUAAGUUCAACAGCUCCAUGAAAGUCCUGAUGCUCAACAGUAACAUGGUGGGAAAGAUCUGGAUUCCUGACACCUUCUUCCGGAAUUCUAGAAAGUCUGACGCCCACUGGAUCACCACUCCGAACCGUCUGCUGCGACUGUGGAACAAUGGGAGAGUGAUGUACACGCUGAGGUUGACUAUUAAUGCGGAAUGCUACCUUAAGCUGCAUAACUUUCCUAUGGACGAGCACUCGUGUCCGCUGGAGUUUUCGAGCUAUGGCUAUCCUAAAAAUGAGAUUCUGUACCGUUGGCAAAAGCGUUCUGUGGAAGUGGCCGACCAAAGGUACUGGAGACUCUACCAGUUUGCGUUCGUCGGUUUACGAAACACAUCAGAUGUGGCGCAUACACAGUCAGGUGAAUAUGUCAUCUUGACAAUCUUUUUUGACCUGAGUCGGCGAAUGGGCUACUUCACUAUUCAGACGUACAUCCCCUGCAGCAUGAUUGUGGUGCUGUCAUGGGUCUCUUUCUGGAUCAAUAAAGAUGCUGUCCCUGCCAGAACCUCUUUAGGAAUCACCACGGUGCUUACCAUGACAACGCUGAGCACCAUCUCCAGGAAGUCGCUUCCCAAGGUAUCCUAUGUGACAGCUAUGGACCUGUUUGUGUCUGUCUGCUUCAUCUUCACGUUUGCUGCUCUGAUGGAAUAUGGGACUCUACACUACUUCACCAGCAACAGGCAGAGCAAGAAGGAUACGGACAAAAAACCACAGAAAUCCAGCAGCUUGGUGAACAUUAGGCCAGGGACGUCACUGCUCCAGAUGAAUAACAUCGCCCCCUACCAAGACGAGGACGAUUACGCCUACGAGUGUCUGGAUGGGAAGGACUGCACCAGCUUCUUCUGCUGCUUCGACGACUGUCGCUCCGGAGCAUGGCGCGAAAACCGGAUGCAUGUCCGAGUUUCAAAGAUCGAUUCCUACUCACGAAUAUUCUUCCCCACCGCCUUCGGCCUUUUCAACCUGGUCUACUGGAUUGGGUAUCUGUACUUAUAAAUCUAGUCUAGCAAAGAGGAGCAAUAGCCUUUUACUUCAGAGAAAACAGGUCAAACUAUUUGUUUACUCUCUUUACUUGCUAGUCUUGGCACUGUUGAGGAUAAGAUGGAAGGGGGGUGGGUGUGCUGCUUUGCAAUUUAAAGCCAGGGUAUGAAUGGGUAAAAUUGCUUCUUCUCACCAAUAUUUGAACAGCUCCCUAUGUUUGUAUCUGUACUAUUUUUCUAGGUGAUGGCUCACAGAUGAAGGCAGCAGGGUCAGAACAGGGCGAGACUCUGGGUCAUACCCACCAGCAAUUGCAUGAUGUUUGGUUCCUAACCUCUAUGGAUUUAAGGAAUUUUAUAAAACGGGUUGUUUGGAUGCUAGAUGCUAGUUGGUUGAAAGCAGGGAGUUAUUCAUCACAAUCCCUGGGAAAUGCCUGUUAACAGUUUAAUUUGAAUUAUCAAUGCGCAUCCACUGUCCCACAGUCCAGCCAGGCAAUUUAUAAAAAUGUAUAAACUCCCCUGGGAAAAAGUAUGUAGAAAUUUUUUCCCCAAGCUACUAGGCUAGCAUUUGGUUUGUAACAGUUAGGGUUUGUCUAGACUCUAAACCUUGCUGCCUGCCUCUCCGACCUGUGCAACAAUGUUGUAGUUUAUUUUGCGAUCUGCACCGUGCCAUAGAGAGAAUGAACGUGAUGAGUCAGACAGCUUUUCUGAGCUAGGCACAUUCAUUUAUUAGGAUCAUUGUAAUUGAUAUAUAAAAAAAAAAUGGCAAAAGAUACAAAGGUAAAACAAACGGAAAUGCAAAAAGUUUGCUGUCAUUUCAGCUGCUUUAGGUGAUUGUGUGUUAACUUUACUAGUAACUAGACUGCAUGGCAACCUUUUUUAGCUUAGAACGUUUGAAAUGGGCGACCAGCUCGUUUGUCUAGCAACUUCAGAAUCUCAGAACUAACAAUUGGCUAUUGCCUGGACUAUAUCCUCUGGUGGAAGGAUGAAAUAAAACAAAUUUAAUAAUUCAAAUAAGGUUUUUAAUUAAAACGUAAUUUCUCUUCAACAUUUUUUAAAUAAAAGUAAUAAGGCCCUCGAACCUGGGAAUAAUCUUAAAUAACACCCUCCUGAUGGCUGUUUCCCCGGCCCGCCGCUCCACGUUGGGCCUUAGAACAGCCCUUCGUCGAAAACUAUUCACACGAUAAUUCGCAUGCCUUAUUGCUUAAUUGAUACACAAAGGUUGUGUUUUACAACAGCCUGGUUUUGUAACCUGUAACUUAAAAUUGCAAAAUCUAUUUGAAUAUAUAAAUAUACAUAAAAUAAAGUGUGCCUAUGCGAAAAAAAUAAGUAGGCCUACAUUUCCCCCUUCAAUAAUUAUAUCUGACGUCAUGUUUUCUGCGCCACACUUUUACUGUAAGCAAAAUGAAUACAACAUUUCCACCAGAGAUGAUUCAACACAAUUUAUUUCCAUACUUAUUGAGGCAGUUCAUGAUUUGAGGUUUGAAAUAAUCAUUAGGCAUUAUUUAGGCUUAGCUCCUGUAUUGACACAAAGUCAAUAAAGCAAGAAAUUAAUAGCAUGUAUUUUCAUAUUAUUAUAUUCUAAUAAUACACAUUAUAUCUCCUUCUUGAUGUGAUUACCCCAAAUUGGCAGCUGUAAAUAGCCUUCAUCAUUAUCAUAUAUAAAAGCAGCAAAAAAAGCAAGAAAAGAAAAUCUACUUUUCAUUUGGCUACAUUGAAACUAGAACAUAGCUUUCCAUCACUCCUCUAGGUUUAUAACCAGAGGCGCAUUGUGCUGCAAUUGUAUCAGAUCUGAUUAGCGAUGCAUACUUAAUAAAGACAUAUUAGACUAAUUUAAACCAUAUUUAUACAACAUAGACUACCUGAAUAAUAUUCAUGCAGCUCCCAAACCCUUGACUUAUUUUGCUUGACAAGGGCGCAGUACUUACACUUUAUAAAAUGUAGCUGUGGAUAUAAUCUUCAAAGCAUAUUUUAGCUGAAGCAAUGGCAGACAUGAAUAUCUUUACUAAUAACAGCGAGAAGGGUUACUACUUUUUUGAUAAAUAGAGCAAAACUCUUAUAGUGCUUUAUUCCACAUAAAACCAAAGAAACUGUUGAUAAUGACUUUGUAGCAUAAGUGUGUUUAAUGUUACAUUCAAGAUCAAUGUGAUUCACAGAACCUCCAUGUUUGGGCGAUACUUAAGAGAAAAAGUCAAGAAGAAUGAAUAACCAAGCCUGAAAUGGACCAUACAAAUUUGAUUAACAACGUAGUUUGUUUAUUAGUUUAUGAGUGUUUCUUUCAACACCACAUUGUGAUUAUAUCCCAAUGUUAGGUGUAUUGUCGAGCUGAGAGACCAUGUAGGCUGAAAGUCCAGUGAUUAAUGAGGGAAACAUGACUUUAGUUUUAAUUUUAGUUCAUUUACAUAUGCAAGGUUACCCCAUAGAGUUUGCCCACAUCUGGUCCAAUUACAAGAACAAACAAUUCUUUGAUUUACUGUAAAGAUAAUAUAGGUGAGGCAAGUUGGUUAUAGUGUGUUGUCAUUACAUGCAGUGAAGAUGGGAGUAGUUCAAUCACAAAGAAAUUACGCUUUUUAUGCUGACUCUUGUAGGAUUCUCUCUCAUUAAUUUAUCACAACUCCUUUGAAACUGCAGCUGUACUGUAUAGAAACAUGGUAAAAUUGGAAAUUCAGUCAAUGAAAGUCAACAAGAGGAGUAAAUGAUGGAGAUAAACCUUCUGAGCCUCGUUUAUAGCCAUAUAAUAGUGUUGAAUAUCUUUGAUAAUGUCAUACUCCUUGUUAUCCUCCAUUUUACAAAAUACAUUUGUAGAUAUGAUGCUUGCUGAACAUGUUAACUCUGGCUAUAAAGCUUUAAAUGUGAUAUGUGUUUACUUGUUUACUGAUGUGAAGAGAAAAUUAUUAUUACACUACAAGAAUGGAUUGCAUUUAUAUAGUGCUUUUUCACCAGCUUUUAAGGCACUUUGUAUUGUAAUGUUGUAACUAAGCUCAUACACCACAAGUGAGGUGACGCACAGCAGCAAUAUUGUUCAGAGCACUGUAUCAAUAAGAAGUGAAUGCAGUGGAAAGGUGAGGAGAUUAGAUGAGAUCAGAUGAUUCCCCUCCUUUUGGGUCUCGAAAACGUAAUUUACCUCCCAGCUAUAACAUACUAUUGUUGCAUUGUCCUUAUUGUAUUUUAAAAUUAAAAAAUGUAUAUAUAUGCUAUAUUUUUUCCAUGAUGACAGCCUCAAAGACAUUAAUAUGUUAAUACUGUGUUAACAUGCAUAUUGUUUGUGUUUGUUCUCUAUAACACUGACGGACAUGGAAAUCCAUUAUGUCAUUGAUGUUUUGUCAUUGACAUCCUCUCUGUAUACCGUUUAAACAUAGGCAUAUUUAAUCCUGUCUUUCACCUUUGUACAAUGCGCCAUUCCUUCCAAAUGUUUCUGUGUUGUUAUGUGAAAACGAACUCAAUACACUGUGAGAUAAUAAAACAGUGCCUGAAAAAAACACAAGUAUCUUCCUCUUGAAGUACAUUUCCUUCAAUAUUGGUUUUGGAAAUAAAAUUGAUCUGAAAUGCA